GCGCCGAUAUCAGGGUUAUGGAGUCUUUCCACCCCGAGACCCCGUCAACAUCCGUCAAACUCCCGAAGCCCCGCCGCCGUCGGGCUGAUUGAUGGUUUGCUUAUAAUUUGUACAGUACAUACCCCAUACUACGUAUUUGAUAUCCUUCUCCCAGUCUCCAUCGGAGCUGCCCCAGAAUUGGCGGUACCCCAUGUCGCCCGAAGAGACGCCGCUUCUCCAGAAAGACGGGGGGCCGGCCGAGUUCGGCCCCUGGCCGCCACGGCUGCCCCAGAACAUCGGGCACCGGGGCUACAAGGCGGCGUACCCGGAGAACACCAUGGCAUCCUUCCGCGGGGCCGUGGAGGCGGGUGCUCAUGCCAUCGAAACGGAUCUCCACCUAUCCCGGGACGGCGUGGUCGUGCUGUCACACGACCCCACGCUCAAGCGCUGCUUCGGGGUCGACGCCCGCAUCGCCGACUGCGACUGGUCGUACCUGAGCACCCUUCGGACGCUCCAGCACCCGCGCGAGGGCAUGCCCCGGCUGGCCGACCUGCUCGAGUGGCUGGCCACCGCUGCCGCCUCGUCCGACCUGCCCGCCGCCGCCUCCGUCUGGCUGCUGCUCGACAUCAAGACUAACGACGACCCGGAGCGCCUGCUCCCCGCCGUCGCGCGCACCAUCGCUUCGGCCCCCCCGCCGCCCGGGGGGGACAUGAAAGGGUGGAAGAAAAGGAUCGUAAUUGGGGCGUGGAAUGAACACUACAUCCGCCAUGCUCGCCUGCACCUGCCGGGCCACCCACUCGCCUACAUCGGCUUCUCGCUGCUCUACGCCCGCCGCUUCCUCUCAGACGAGUACUCGGACGUGCACUUCAACCUGGCCCAGCCCACCCUCGUCGGGCCCCUGGGCGCCGCCUUCCGCGGGGCCGUCCGCGCGCGUGGCCGGCGCCUGUUCAUCUGGACCGUCAACGAGCCCCGCUGGAUGGCCUGGGCGGUCAGCAAAGGCGUCGACGGCGUCGUCACGGACGAGGUCGUGCGGCUGCGGGCCGUCUUAGACCGGCCUUCUUCGUCUUCGUCUCCUUCUUCUUCUUCUUCUUCUUCUUCUCCUUCUUCCGCCUCUUCUGCUUCCGAUAUCGAGGCGGAGGCGAAUGGGAACGCGGAGGGGCUUGAGGUUGGGAUUGGAGUCGGGCCAGGCGACGGCAUGCGGUGGCCGCGCACCAUCCGACUGUACCUCGUGGCCAUGCUCUGGCAGGUCGGCGCCGCGCUGCUGACCAUCCUCCUGUGGUACCCCUUGAACACGAGGGGUCGGCCAAAGAAGGGCAGGGGCGCGGGGCAGCUCGGCGGUGCGACCUUGCCUGUCAAGGCGUAGUGAUGGAGUACGACUGUAGUAAUGGUUCCUCUUUCCCCCCUCCCAAUUCUGUGCUCUUGUUCGUUCUUCCUCUAGCCAUGUUACGCAUGGCGGCAAUUAUUAGCCUAGCACGCUUGGGAUUCACGGACACGACCCCGUACACAGAGCUCCCGAGCACGCCAAACAGGUCGCUGCACUACAUAGUAGGCACC
Molecule: messenger RNA, 1533 nt
Organism: Thermothelomyces thermophilus ATCC 42464
Lineage: Eukaryota; Fungi; Ascomycota; Sordariomycetes; Sordariales; Chaetomiaceae
Exons: 4
Coding region: 191-1342 (383 amino acids)
Biological process (GO): lipid metabolic process
Molecular function (GO): phosphoric diester hydrolase activity
Source: RefSeq, a predicted model, not a curated record